Molecule: messenger RNA, 2389 nt
Organism: Benincasa hispida (wax gourd)
Lineage: Eukaryota; Viridiplantae; Streptophyta; Magnoliopsida; Cucurbitales; Cucurbitaceae
Product: multicopper oxidase LPR1-like
Biological process (GO): cellular response to phosphate starvation
Molecular function (GO): copper ion binding; oxidoreductase activity
Source: RefSeq, a predicted model, not a curated record
AAAUGAACUCGGACAUAACAAAUCCGCACACCCAAACACAGACAAAUGAACUCGGACAUAACAACUCUGCACACCCAAACACAAACAUAUCAAGUAAGAUAUAACAACUCUGUACACCAAAAUAUAGACAUCAGAAUUUCCUACAUCCUAUAUUAUCUAAACGUUCCAAACUGCUCUUCAAGAUUUUGAGGCAAAAGUAAUCAUUCUCUGUCACAUUUAUGGAUCUAUAAAUCCAUGGUGAGGAGGGGGAGAGAGAGAGCAAAUAAAAAGAUUGUAAAAACAAACAGAAACAAAUAUAAAAAAUUAGGAAAGAAAAAUGAAAAGGGAAAGUAAAUUAAAGACAGAGCCAAGGCGUUACGCACUAUCUCUCUCUCUCUAAACUCCAUCACUCCCUUUUCCCACUCUCACACACCAUUUAUGUAUAUAUAUAUAUUCUCUUCCUAAACAAAACCAAAAUCAAAAUCAAAAUCCAAAUCUAAAUCCCCAGAAUUAUCCUCAACUCUUCCUCCUCCAACAAUGGUUUUGCCGUUUCUAUUCAUGUUUUUCUGUUUAUCUGCAACUGUUUUUGGUGAUUCCGAGGAGCUUAUAAGUUGGAAGAAACUGGCCAUGUUCGUUGAUGACUUGCCCGACAUGCCCAAGCUCCUUGGCUUCCAUGCCCAAUAUCCUAACCAUCUCCAGAUUGGCAUGUUCCUCAAAAAAUGGAAAUUUCACCGAGAUCUUCCCCCAACUUCUGUUUUUGCUUACGGAAUUUCCAAGGACACUGCAACAGUUCCUGGUCCCACAAUCGAGGCCGUCCACGGCAUCUCCACGUAUGUGACGUGGCUAAAUCACCUCCCUCCAAAGCACAUUCUUCCAUGGGACCCCACAAUUCCGACCGCCAUCCCCGCCAGCAACAACGGCGUCCCAACGGUGGUUCAUCUCCAUGGUGGCAUCACCGCGCCGGCUAGCGACGGCCAUGCAACCUCAUGGUUCACUAAUGGCUUCAAGGACAAAGGACCCUCCUGGACCCAAAAGACAUAUCACUAUACCAAUCAGCAACACCCUAGCAAUCUUUGGUACCAUGAUCAUGCCAUGGGGUUGACUAGAGUCAACCUACUCGCUGGCCUCAUCGGAGCUUAUAUAAUCCGCCACCCCGACGUCGAGGCCCCGCUCCGGCUCCCCCACGGCCGUGAAUUCGACCGACCGUUGCUUGUCUUUGACCGAAGCUUCCUCUACAAUGGCUCUAUCUUCAUGAAUUCCACUGGCAACAAUCCUUCCAUACAUCCCCAAUGGCAACCUGAAUACUUCGGCGACGUUAUCGUGGUCAACGGCAAAGCCUGGCCACGUAUGAGGGUACGACGUCGCAAGUAUCGGUUUCGCAUCAUAAACGCCAGCAAUGCUAGAUUCUUCAGAUUCUUCUUCACCAAUGGCCUUAGAUUCAUACAGGUGGCAUCUGACUCGGCCUACCUUGCAAAACCUGUAGUAUCCAAAGCUAUCCUACUGGCACCAUCUGAGAUUGCUGACGUGGUGGUUGAUUUUUCAAAGUCAACAAGCGACACAGUCAUCCUAGCCAACGACGCAGCCUACCCUUAUCCAUCUGGCGACCCCGUCAAUGAAGCUAACAGCAAAGUGAUGAAAUUUUACAUUUCGAAAAACAAAGAAGUUGAAAUGCAGCGUGUUCCCAAGAGACUAAUAAAAUAUCCGAAACCAGAUUUAUCCAGUGUAUCGUAUACUCGGUACAUUGCCAUGUACGAAUACACGAGCGACAUUGACGAGCCGACCCAUCUAUACCUAAACGGGAAACCAUAUGAAGCACCUGUGACAGAGAAGCCAAAGGUAGGCAGCACAGAGAUAUGGUAUGUGAUCAAUCUAACGGAAGACAAUCAUCCAUUACACAUUCACAUGGGGCUAUUGGCCGCAUUGGAACAAACGGAGUUGGUUCACCUGGAAGAAUUUAAGGAUUGUAUGACGAAAAAGAAUGAUGCAGUGAAGUGCAAAAUUGAAGAACAUGCACGUGGAAAGAGAAUAAAAGUAAAUAGUCAUGAGAAAGGGUGGAAGAAUGUGUACAAGAUGAUGCCUGGAUAUGUGACAAAGAUACUGGUGAGAUUUUCCCACAUACACUCGAAUGCAUCGUACCCAUUCGAUGCAACUGCAGAACCCGGUUACGUGUACCAUUGUCAUAUACUGGAUCAUGAAGACAAUGCGAUGAUGAGACCAUUGAAGCUGGUUUACUGAGAAGAGGCUGUGGGAGACAAGACCAACCUAACUCAAUCCAACUCAAUCCAAACGAAUGUUUCGAACUAUGGUUAUUAACUAAUUACUGUUUUGCUUUGUAAUGUAUACUGUACCCAAUAAACAUAACAGAAAGCCAAUUAGAAUGGAGUAUGCAAUUCAUAAAAAGGUGAGUUCA